Messenger RNA from Parathielavia appendiculata, 1801 nucleotides. RefSeq lists its product as uncharacterized. Lineage: Eukaryota; Fungi; Ascomycota; Sordariomycetes; Sordariales; Chaetomiaceae. Bases 279 to 1766 code for a protein of 495 amino acids. The record is from RefSeq and is a predicted model, not a curated record. Gene Ontology annotation, molecular function: RNA polymerase I core promoter sequence-specific DNA binding; TBP-class protein binding. The transcript has a single exon. Gene Ontology annotation, cellular component: RNA polymerase I core factor complex. Gene Ontology annotation, biological process: nucleolar large rRNA transcription by RNA polymerase I.
CUCGCAUCAAAUUCUUCAUGCGCCAGAACUCAAAUCACACGUUACCUGCAUUGUAACGGACCAGCUACCUAGGAGAUUCAAUGUUGAUUAUCAAUGCCUUUCAGGUUGUUCACGAAGAAAAAUAGUAAUACCCAAUUGCCGUGUCGUCCCAUCACUUGACGCAAACUCAAACAGAAACUCGAACCCAACCGCCAACUCCCUCCACACCUCUCUCACACACAACAGCAACAUCACACCCCUUUGAAAUACCAACCUCAAAUAGAACCUUCCAAAUUGCAAUGGCCACCAUCCAAUGCAAACGAAAACGCGCCCCCUCGGACGCAGUCAUCAACCCGCUGUCGCAUACUCCAGACACGCUCAAGCAAUUCGCUGUCGCCGGCUACCCCGCCGAGCAGCCCCUCCCUUCCAAAGCGUUCUAUCCCGGCUUCCCGCACCGGCCUCCGCGUCCUAAAACCAAGGGCCCAAAGAAGCUCGGCUGCAGCGGACCUGCCGAUGCUGAUGCCAAUGCCGAUUACCCUGGAUCAUCAUCAUCAGCCCGAGCCUUGCAGGGAACCCCAAGGGGUGGGUCGCAAUCCGGCGCGGCAAGCGACGCUGACGUCGAAACUAACGGUGAGGACGGGGAGGAGGACACGGAAACUGGGUGGUGGACGACUGAUUUUGAUGAUACCGAGGAUGACAACUCCAGCCGACUCACGGUUAGUGGUGAGAGAAAGAGGAGCAAGAGCAGCAGGAAGGAGGGCAGCAAGGGCAAAGGCAAAAAUGCUGCCGGCUUUGACCGCCGCGCACACGCCUACCGUGCCCGCGUGGGGUGUUUGGCAGCUGUCGUCCGACGGUGCCUGGCCGAGGGGGACAUUGGCACGGCCAAGCGGGCGUUUGGGCUGUUGGCGAGGGCAAAGGUGUAUGGGAGGAACGUGGACCUGCGGUGGGAGCGGUACUGGGAGAUGGGGGCUGAGGUAUUGAUGCGGGAGGGGGAAGCACCCUCUGAUCGGGUGGAUCAGGAGGGCGUUGAUGAGGAGGGCGAUGGCGCUGAAGAUGGGGGAGUAGAAUGGCAUGGGGAAAGGGAAGUUCAGGAAGGGGAGGAGAGGUUGGCGAGACUGAAGGCGUACUACGGCUACCUCAUCCAGCAGUACCCGUACAGUAAACAGCAACCUGCCAGCGCUAACAGCGUGCUGGACUUCCAGGUGGCGAUGUUUAGCGCCGAGAUGGAGGCGGCGUAUGCUGCGCACAAGAGGGGGUUGGAGAGCUUGCAGAGGGAUGGUGGGUGGGAGGACGAUAUGGACGUGGAGGAGCCGAUGGACUACGACCUUGACGAUGGACAGGAGGGGGCGGGAGAUGGGAAAACGCGGGAUGAUCUCCGCGGGCUUAGCCGCCGAGAGCUGAGACUGCGGGGAAAGGAGGACGAUCUUCGACUUGCAGCGCUGCGGCGAAUGGUCGACGUCGCGCAGCGGAUGGACACUGUGAUGGAGAUGGUACCAUUCUCCCGUGACCACGAGCUGCUGAGGCUCAGAGCCAUGGUGGCGCUCUACAUGGGAGAUCUGUAUGUGCCGCCUGCUCCAAGACCCGCAUCGGAGGAUAGGGACAGCAGGAGAGCGCGGGCUGGUCAACGUGCAAAGGCGAAGGGUUUGUUGCGACGGAUUAAGGAGGGCGGAAGGGAGCUAAAGGACCAUGAUGAGGCGCUGCUCGAGUCUCUGGCGUCCGAUGACGAUCGGGACGAAGAGGAUGAAGACACAUCAGUGCUCCCCAUGUUUUCUUCGUUGGAAUUCUAGCCUGGCUACCAGACUUGUCCAAAACCUUAGAUACA